CAAAUAUUUAAUCCACACCAACAUUCUUUCUUCCUUUCUCCCUUCCCACCCCCUCAUCAAAUUAUAAUAUAUUUUACAUCAUGUUCGCCGCAAGAAGAGCAUUGACUGGAGCAGUCCAAACCAGAGCUUUCUCUGCUUCUGCUAGAGAUCUCUCCAAGGUUACCGUCCUCGGUGCUGCUGGAGGAAUUGGACAACCAUUGUCCCUUCUCCUCAAGUUGAACCCCCGCGUUACUGAUUUGGCUUUGUACGAUAUCCGUGGAGGUCCAGGUGUCGCAGCUGAUAUUUCCCACAUCAACACCAAGUCCAAGGUUACCGGAUAUGAGCCAACACCAACUGGUCUCGCCUCUGCUCUCAAAGAUGCCGAAAUCGUCUUGAUCCCAGCUGGUGUUCCACGUAAACCUGGUAUGACUCGUGAUGAUCUCUUCAACACCAACGCAUCCAUUGUUCGCGAUCUCGCAAAGGCUGCUGCUGAGUCUGCACCAAACGCCAACAUCCUCGUUAUCUCCAACCCAGUUAACUCAACUGUUCCAAUUGUUGCCGAGAUCUUCAAGGCCAAGGGAGUUUACAACCCAAAGAGACUUUUCGGUGUUACCACUUUGGAUGUUGUCAGAGCUAGCAGAUUCGUUAGUGAGAUCAAGAAGUCCGACCCAGCCGAUGAGAACAUUGUCGUUGUUGGUGGACACUCUGGCGUUACCAUUGUUCCUCUUUUCUCUCAAUCAUCCCACCCAGAUCUCGUCGGUAACGAGAACCUUCUCAAGCGUGUUCAAUUCGGUGGUGAUGAAGUCGUUCAAGCUAAGGACGGUGCUGGAUCUGCUACCCUCUCCAUGGCUAUGGCUGGUGCCCGUAUGGCCGAAUCUUUGUUGAAGGCUUCCCAAGGAGAGACUGGUGUUGUUGAGCCAACUUUCGUUGACAGCCCAUUGUACAAGGAUCAAGGUGUUGAUUUCUUCGCUAGCAAGGUUGAGUUGGGACCAGAUGGUGUUCAAAAGAUCUUGGAAGUCGGAAAGGUUGAUGCUGCUGAGGAGAAGUUGUUGGAGGCAUGCUUGGCCGAUUUGAAGAAGAACAUCGCAAAGGGUGUUGAAUUCGUCGCCAAGAACCCAGGAAACUAAACUCAAAAAAUCUCUCCAAAAAUCCCUAUGAUCAAUAGUCCGAAAAUACCCACCUUUCAACAAACCUCAAUUCCUGAAAUGAAUAUUACAAUGAAUCUUUGAGUUCCUCAAUUCCAAUGCAAUACUAGCGCUUUCUUUUCGCAUGUAUGUACACGUAUGAUGAAAUGAAGGAAUAUAGAUAAGAUUUCGAUUUUUUUGAUGAAUUCGAUGGAUAUAUGUUUGGUCAUGAUUUCAGCUCUUUGAUCUCAGGCAAUGUAUUAUGCAAGCGAUGUAAAAUUAUAAUGAAAUGACUCCUCUAUUA
Molecule: messenger RNA, 1407 nt
Organism: Botrytis fragariae
Lineage: Eukaryota; Fungi; Ascomycota; Leotiomycetes; Helotiales; Sclerotiniaceae
Product: putative malate dehydrogenase protein
Exons: 4
Coding region: 81-1106 (341 amino acids)
Biological process (GO): tricarboxylic acid cycle; malate metabolic process
Cellular component (GO): cytoplasm; mitochondrion
Molecular function (GO): L-malate dehydrogenase (NAD+) activity
Source: RefSeq, a predicted model, not a curated record